Molecule: messenger RNA, 1397 nt
Organism: Callithrix jacchus (white-tufted-ear marmoset)
Lineage: Eukaryota; Metazoa; Chordata; Mammalia; Primates; Cebidae
Gene: POLR3GL
Product: RNA polymerase III subunit GL
Biological process (GO): transcription by RNA polymerase III
Cellular component (GO): RNA polymerase III complex
Source: RefSeq, a predicted model, not a curated record
UCUCCGGCAUUGGCCGAGAGAACUGACCAAUGGGGAGCUCCGGGAGGCGGGCCUAAAACGCCGCCGCCUGGAGGAAGCCCAGUACAUUUCAAGUUGGCCGCUUCCUGGGCUCCGCGUGCGGGAGGGGCAGCAGGCUCCUCAAGUGUGACGGGUUUCUCAGACUUUCCUGUUUUCGAUGACUGACAGUUUUGUGGAGUUGAGUAUACAGGUUUUCUCACUGGAUCUCUGAAUACCCAGGCCCCCUCCACUAUGGCCAGCCGGGGUGGGGGCCGAGGUCGUGGCCGGGGCCAGCUGACCUUCAACAUGGAGGCUGUGGGCAUUGGGAAAGGGGAUGCUUUGCCCCCACCCACUCUGCAGCCUUCUCCACUCUUCCCUGUGAGUCUCUUCACUCCCUUCCCAGACUCUCAUGUGCCCCUGGCCGACUACAUGAUUCUGGGUUCCUCCCAGACCAUCAUAAAGUCACUCUGGGAGGCCGAGCCCCUGGAGUUUCGCCCAGUACCUCUGCCCUCGGGAGAGGAAGGGGAGUAUGUCCUGGCACUGAAGCAGGAGCUACGAGGAGCCAUGAGGCAGCUCCCCUACUUCAUCCGGCCAGCUGUCCCCAAGAGAGAUGUGGAGCGGUAUUCAGACAAAUACCAGAUGUCAGGUCCCAUUGACAAUGCCAUCGACUGGAACCCUGAUUGGCGGCGUCUACCCCGGGAGCUAAAGAUCCGAGUGCGGAAGCUACAGAAGGAACGGAUUACGAUUCUGCUUCCAAAGAGGCCCCCUAAGACCUCGGAAGAUAAGGAGGAGACAAUACAGAAACUAGAGACCCUGGAGAAGAAGGAAGAAGAAGUAACUUCAGAGGAAGAUGAGGAGAAGGAGGAAGAAGAAGAGAAGGAAGAGGAGGAAGAAGAAGAGUAUGAUGAGGAAGAACAUGAAGAGGAAACUGAUUAUAUCAUGUCAUAUUUUGACAACGGAGAGGACUUUGGGGGAGACAGUGAUGACAAUAUGGACGAGGCUAUCUACUGAAGAAGGACUCGGACCCUCGUAUGUUUCUUGAGGAUGCAGAGUAGCUGUCCCUAUUAUUUGGUUUAUCGGACAAACAAAUCAUUUGGUCAGAGUUCACAUAAUCUGUCUGGUCCCUGGAGAUGGGAAUGGAGGAUGAUGACAUUUUAUUUUCUCUGCUUCCCCUCCUUCCACGUUUGUAUCACCUCUGAUAUCUUGGGGAAAGUGCAAAGGACAAAUAUGUCAGUUGCAUGAAAGGAGAAAGGAGAAGUGAAAGAACUGGGGUUGUUAGAGCUGAGAUGGCUCUACCCCUACCCAGUUUGUAUAACUCUUUGUGGAGAUCAUUAGGGCUGGGAGCAGUCUGAAGGAGUAAGACUGGUUUUAUAUUUUUAAAUAAAGUGUUUUUCUCUGUC